Messenger RNA from Hemibagrus wyckioides, 3106 nucleotides. It is a transcript of the gene nampt1, whose product is annotated as nicotinamide phosphoribosyltransferase 1. Lineage: Eukaryota; Metazoa; Chordata; Actinopteri; Siluriformes; Bagridae. Gene Ontology annotation, biological process: NAD+ biosynthetic process. Gene Ontology annotation, molecular function: nicotinamide phosphoribosyltransferase activity. The record is from RefSeq and is a predicted model, not a curated record. The coding region runs from base 101 to 1576 and encodes 491 amino acids. The transcript has 11 exons.
UUCGCCCGCCCUGUUUAACUACGUGCUUGGUUGUGAGUUCCCCCUGUGGAGAGCGUCGAGAACAACGGAGCUGACAGCGGCACCUCCAGUCAAGGGGAAGAUGGAGACCAGGGAUUCUGACUUCAAUAUACUCUUAGCCACUGAUUCGUACAAGGUCACGCACUAUAAACAGUACCCACCCAACACUAGUAAAGUGUACUCCUACUUCGAAUGCCGUGAGAAGAAGACGGAUCCGACCAAAGCCCGGAGGGUUAAAUAUGAAAAGACGGUCUUCUACGGCUUGCAGUACAUUCUUCACAAAUAUUUAAAAGGGAAGGUCGUCACUCCCGAGAAGAUUCGGGAGGCACGGGAGGUGUACCGAGAACACUUCCAAGAUGACGUGUUCAAUGAGAAAGGCUGGAACUACAUACUGGAGAAGUAUGAUGGCCAUCUGCCCAUUGAGAUCAAGGCUGUGCCGGAGGGAAGUGUGAUUCCGCGUGGAAAUGUCCUCUUCACCGUGGAAAGCACAGAUCCUGAGUGCUACUGGCUUACCAACUGGGUGGAGACUAUCCUGGUUCAGAUCUGGUAUCCCAUCACGGUCGCAACCAACUCCCGUGAGCAGAAGAAGAUCCUGGCCAAGCAUCUCAUGGAAACAUCAGGAACUUUGGAGGGACUGGAAUACAAGCUACAUGACUUUGGCUACAGAGGAGUUUCAUCACAAGAGACUGCAGGCAUCGGCGCCUCGGCACACUUGGUAAACUUCAAAGGAACAGACACGGUGGCUGGGAUUGGAGUUGUUAAAAAGUACUAUGGCACAAAAGACCCAGUGCCUGGAUUUUCAGUUCCAGCUGCAGAACACAGCACAAUCACAGCAUGGGGUAAAGACCACGAGAAAGACGCCUUUGAGCACAUUGUGAAGCAGUUCCCCUCGGUGCCCGUGUCCAUAGUCAGCGACAGCUAUGACAUCUACAACGCCUGUGAGAAGAUCUGGGGUGAGGAUCUGAGGGAGCUGGUGGAGAAACGGAGUGCGGAUGCUCCUCUGGUAGUGCGGCCAGACUCCGGGAAUCCUCUAGACACUGUACUGAAGGUCUUGGAGAUUUUAGGCAAGAAAUUUAUUCCUGUUGAGAACUCCAAAGGCUACAAGGUGCUUCCUCCCUACAUUCGGGUCAUUCAGGGUGACGGUGUGGACAUCAAUACGCUGCAGGAGAUAGUGGAGGGGAUGAAGGAGCACAGGUGGAGCAUCGAAAACAUCGCGUUCGGAUCAGGAGGCGCACUUCUGCAGAAACUCACCCGAGAUCUUCUUAACUGCUCCUUCAAGUGCAGCUACGUGGUGACAAAUGGAUUGGGGGUAAACGUCUUCAAAGACCCUGUAGCAGACCCCAACAAGAGGUCAAAGAAGGGUCGCCUGUCUCUGCACAUGACGCAGAGUGGAGAUUAUGUGACCCUAGAGGAGGGGAAGGGUGAGCUGGAGGAGUAUGGAGAGGAUCUGCUGCACACAGUCUUCCAUAACGGGAAGAUCGUAAAGACGUACACCUUUGACGAGGUCAGAGACAAUGCCCGGCUCAAGCAGAGUGAAGUCGAGGAGCUGCUUCACUGAGAGGCCAAAGCUUCUUUCCUCCUGUCCAAACACACACACUCCUCCUUCCCCUUUCCUCCUUCUUAAAAACCCUUAACUCCACAAGGUUGGAGAUGUUUAAAAACCCCAGCACUGAUAAAGAAAAUGAGAGAAUGUAACAGAUGGAGAAUAAAAGAGGGGAAGUGAGAGAGCGAGAGUAAAGAAAAGAGAGGAAGAAACUCUCACUCUACCCUGUGUUCUGUGUAUGCAGCUGUUUUUCGGUUUGUAGUCUCUAUAACGUGUCCUUUUAACGUUGGGGGAAAAUAAUCUAAAAUAAAAGACGAGAUUUAAAUUGGCCGUUUCUCGUCUCCAUGCAUGAGCUCUCCGCUUCCUGCACGCCCGACCCAACACGUCAAGGGCUUUGAUAACUGGUGUGUUGGGAGCGGGGAAGCUGUGCAGAGAUUCGGGUCAGCGGAGCUGCAGAACUGGACAUGAGAAACUUUCAAUUUAAACUCUUUUAAUGAGGUAAUUGUACAUGACCAAAUGGUUGAGGCUUUGCUAUUUUCUCAGAUGUUUGUGGGAGACCAUAUUCUAAAAAAAACUGUAGAUUUCUUUUCAUGUGCUUGAUUGACUGGAGAGAGAGAUUUGUGAAACGUUGCUGAAUGUGAACACCAUGUAUACGGACCAGGUCUUUUCUUUUUAAUGCUGUUCCUUUAUGCAAUCGAGAUGGCUAAUUCGAAGGGAUGCACUUUUCCGAUUUAGAUUUUUUUGGCCUUAUUCAUCUUAGGUAAAUUUCCCUUCCUUUAGAGGAAACUAUCCAAAUACAUUGUUAGAUGUGAAAUCAUGUUGUAGGAAUCUUCUCUAGUGUAAACACUGUAAAGUAGCUGUGUCUUGUAAUGGGGGGGGGAAGAAAAAAACAAACAAAAAACAACCUUUUUUUGUACAAGUACAAAUGUCACUUGCCUAUGUUUUCUAUGAUGUAGAGAACAAAAAAAAAUAUGUCGGUUUUAUUAUUUAAUGAGGAUCAUUUUAGAACAGCUUGGCUUCAGUAUUUUGUAUACUAACUGUUCAUUCAAUCUCCAUAAUCAUUAUUUUUUAUGACUGAAGUAAAUAUUGUCACAAUACUCACCGUAAAUAUCCAUACAUGAUAUGAUAUGUGGCCAAAAUGCCUUCUCUCUUGUAUAUAAUAAUUGUUUAUUUAAAGAGAGCUGGUUGCUUAGAGGAAAUAGAAGUAUAUUGUUCUUAUUUUUGUCUAAUUCCCAUUUUAUACCAGGCGAAGAAUCCAUUUAUUUGCUGAGUUUCAUUAUGGCUGAAUUUGUUCAGUCAGCCUUUGGGGUUUGUGAGUGUGUGUGUGUGUGAGAGAGAGUGUGUGUGUUUGGUCUUGUGGCUCUAGAUGUAGUUUAUGAUGCCUGCUCAUUUUAAUUUGUCUGAUAGAUUUAUGUAUAUGUUGGGUGUCCCAGUUUUUGGUUUGUUUUUGUUUUUUUGUCAUUGAACCUCUUUGGUUCUCUAUUUUAAGUGACUCUGGCAGUUACUAAAUUGUCAGCACAUUAAAAUCCCACCCUCUCUCUUUGC